Messenger RNA from Chara braunii, 1194 nucleotides. NCBI's taxonomy places the organism in Eukaryota, Viridiplantae, Streptophyta, Charophyceae, Charales, Characeae. The record is from the annotation of a GenBank genome assembly.
CACUACUAACAAGUAUACACUAUCUCUCGAUGCGCGUAUGUUACGUUGUGCAGGACCAAGACAGUAUUCUGAUGGGAUGGCACCCGGAGCUGGUCACGACUAUUAGACCAUUCUCCGCUCUCAAGCCCCCCAACGUUCACUGUCAGAUAGCCAUGUUGGCUAUCCCUGCUGAUGUCCUCCUACGUGUACACCAAGCUUCGAACGGACAAGCUCCCUUCCUUAUAGAGAACCUGUCCUUCAGCGACUGGGCCACAAUGGUUGCUGUCAUGCAAACCAGACCCCAUGAGCUCGAAGACAAGAUCAAGGAGCUUGCCGCCAACAUCGCAGAAGUCUGUAGAAAGUCUGCAAUGGAGAACAUAGAACUGAACCUCAUCGUUGCUAAAGGUGAGAAGAUCCUCCUCGAGCUCCACGGUUAUGACACCUCGCAUCUAGAAUGUGCUGGUCAGAUAUCUACGAACGACACCUCAGAGACCUUCAUGGACACCUACAUCAGCACCAUUGCACUUACACCUGCAGAACUAGAUUAUCUCAAGAAAAAGGAGGUCUUGAGAAGGGACAACGCCUACAUGGAGAUCACCAGCUCAUCCAACGAAACCAGCCACAAGCUUGGCAAGAACAGCUCCUUCCUACCACUCGCAUCAAGCACGUGGAUGGAAAAAGCUGUGCAAAAGGUUCACAACAGACUUUGGAAGCUGAAUUCCUUCAACUACACAACACCGAUCAGUGUGGACGCCUACAUGGCGCUCGUCGGCCUGAGUAAUACAGACAUAGACAACUGUCGAACAACUGCCAGGAAUGCUACUAUCCACUUUCCGGCUGGGCGUGUCGGCUAUGACGCAGACUUCCUGCCGAUCGCCAAAUUGGAGAAAGGCAAGUGUCCUAAAAAACCGGUGCUGCACCAGAAAGGCAUCCCAAGCUUUCCUGCAGAUCUGCCUGAACUAAAGAAACUGUGGAAUGUUGGAAGACCCUUCCAGAAGUGCGCAUGCAACGGGUGUGAACUGAACUUGACAUGGCUCGACCACACGAUUUGGUACAUCAUCGGCAACCUUGACAAGUUGGAUCUGAAUGCACCAUCAGACAAGAUCCGCAUGCUCGAAUUCCAAGCCCUGGUGCGCACAUCUUGGAAAAGACCGAUUCUGGCCCAGAUUACGUUCCUGUUCAUUUGAGAAUACAUAAUGAAGAUUGUGCACCUCA